Rangifer tarandus platyrhynchus (Svalbard reindeer) is the source of this 1689-nucleotide messenger RNA. The record is from the annotation of a GenBank genome assembly. Lineage: Eukaryota; Metazoa; Chordata; Mammalia; Artiodactyla; Cervidae.
AUGGAAGAGGCUGGGCUCUGCCCAGCCUCCGCAGCCCUCACUGACAACCCACAGGCCCAGUUGACAGUGGUGGUGGAAGUAGAGCGGACAAGAUCUGGCCCCAAGGAGACCUGCUGCCCUACGCUCCUUCUGGAGGGGGCCAAGAGCAUCUGCCUAUUUCGGCCUGGGUCUGUGGAGAGUCAGGAGGCAGAGCAGGAGUUGCUAGCACGAGUCCGGCCCACACUGGGCUCAGUGGGCCGAGGGUACAGUGUGGCCCUGCUGCUUCGGGGUCGGGAAACAGAGGCGCCCCGGCUUGUGCCUCAGCUGCUACAGAUGCUGUUUGAAGAAGCUCUGCCCCUCAAGGGCUCUGACGCUGUGCUUAGCACUCUUAGCCUGGUACAGCUCAGCGCCAGUGGGAGGAGCCGGGACCUGCUGACUCCAGGGGCAGGGAACAUUUCUGUGCUGGAUGUGGCUCCUCUGGGCUUGGUGGUGGAAAAUGCCAGUGAAGUGGAGGUAUCUGACUCAAGAGCUGCCUCAGAGCUGUAUUUGCGGGCUGCAUGUGGAGAAGGCAGAGAUUGUCCCCUGCUGCAGGUACUGGCUGGCAAUGUGGCUGGUGAGGAGGUGGAGGGCUCUCUGACCUGGAUUGUCUCAUGGCUUCUGGAAGGAAACAACUACAGUAGCCUUCUUCUUCGCCUGGAUCCUCAAGGCAGCCCCCUGAGCUUGUUCCAGUCUGCUUUGUUGGGGGCUGCAGGAAGGAGGAAGAAGGUGAAACAUGUGAGGCCCACCCUGUGGAAUGCAGUAGAAGAGGCCCGGGCCCGCCGAGCUGGUCUGAAGAGCCUGCGAUCAGGCCUCCUUGGGGACGCCCUGACAGACAGUGGGCUCAGCCAGCUGGGCAGGGCACUGCGGGAGCUGCAUGUGGUAAAAGCCUGGAGCCAGCGUUGGGGAAGCUGGAUGCUCAAAGCGGUCAAAACUGAGGCUGUGGGGCUCCCAGAACCACAGGUACAGCUUCUCAUCCAAACUCUUAGGAGCCCUAUUGAUGUCUGCUGCCUUAUUCUGUCUAUAGAGCACUUGGCAGGAAGAACAGCAUCUAUAGGACCUGAUCUCCACCAAAUGAACCCACUCAGGGGCUCUGAGGAACAGGCCCAGCAGACCCCGGAUGUGGCCCUGCACUUCUUCCUGGCUCAGGCCCAGAGGCACAGACUGCGAGGGCAGCACCAAGCGUGGAUCCAAGAGGCGCUGAAGCACAUGGAACAGGACGACGAGGUGGUGGCGGGUGACCAGGUCAAAGGUCUGGUGGCUGAGGAGGACUACAAGGAGAGGCAGAGAUGGCACCGGGAGCAGACAGUGCUGAGAUGUCGGCUGGAGGCCCUUCAGGCAGAACGGGAUGCCGCAGAGCAGGACCUGACAGCCCUCUAUGACCUACAUGUGCAGGCUGCCCGGGCUCAGACAUGCCAUGUGCUGCAGGUAUUUCGAGCCUGGCGGGGGCUGUGCGAGGAGCAGGCCAUGACUACAGAGCAUCACUACCGCAGCCUGCUGGCUGGCAUCUUGCAAGACUCCAUCAGCUUGGCCACACAGAACCAGGAGCUCCAAGCCCAGAAUAAGCAACUUCGGCAGACCGGGUUGGCAGCGGUCGUGCUGGAUACCUGCCCUGAGGAGAAAUCUGGUGAUCAGGAACCCGACAGGGGCACUUUCUUCUCUCCUCGUUUGUAA